Messenger RNA from Mytilus trossulus (common blue mussel), 7658 nucleotides. Its product is annotated as protocadherin-9-like. Gene Ontology annotation, biological process: homophilic cell-cell adhesion. Lineage: Eukaryota; Metazoa; Mollusca; Bivalvia; Mytilida; Mytilidae. Bases 649 to 3915 code for a protein of 1088 amino acids. The record is from RefSeq and is a predicted model, not a curated record. Gene Ontology annotation, molecular function: calcium ion binding. Gene Ontology annotation, cellular component: plasma membrane. The transcript is spliced from 6 exons.
UUGACCUAUUUUCCUAUAUAGUUUGUCAUUUAAGAUUUUGGUUGGAAAACCGUAAUCAUAGUUUUUAAUUUUUCUUGGAGAUCUCGAGUUGGAGGUACUUUAUUUCAUAUUAAAAAAUUCUAUCGGUCAAGAUCACACAUUUGUACAGGAAUAAAUAUAAGAUAAGACGUGUGGAGGUAAUGAUAUAUCUGGUAAUUAAUUGAAUUAACUGCAGACUGCAUGGUCAUUAGUGUUUAUAACUGAAGAACAUCCAAUGGUCUGGAGUAUUGACCAAUGGACAGUUCAGUGAGAUGGACAUAACACAGAGAGAAAACAAAAAGAAAAACAUAUUUCAAUAGAUGAUUCUUUAAUGUGAUAUGAAGCGGACUGAUACGAUUAAAGAUUCAUUGAUAGGGUGAUACCAGAUGGAAAAAUUAUGAAAAUUUGAUUUAGUGUCAUUAUAAACUGUAAUAGAAAUUUUUGAAAAGAAACAGCACUUCAAAGAAUGAAUGAAUGAACGACAAAAGGCCUACAUGGAAAGUUUAGUCAGAAAACUUGGAUUAAUUUUAUGACAAAAUUUAGACAACUGAUGUGGAAAUAAAGAUAAGGAGAACACAAGAAAAUGCAUAUUUAUGUGAAAUAAGUGAGAUUCUGAGAACUAAAUUGAAAAUGGAGAAAUUUGUUAUUACGUAUACUGUUGUGUGCUGUUUCGUUUCUCAUGUUUUAUCAUUGGAUCUAAGUUAUACCAUCCCAGAGGAAAGGAAUAUAAGUUCUUAUAUCGGUAAUGUAGCGAACGAUUCUUCCUUAAACCAAAGUUUAAAUGUUUCUGAACGGAAUAAUAUGAAAUAUACGAUAUUAGAUGGUACGUAUGCAUCUUAUUUUAAUGUUAACGAGCGGACGAGUUCUCUCUAUAUUAGUAAGAGACUAGACAGGGAAUCUCUACAGGAAUGUGAAUUCUCAACGUCAUGUGAUUUACCAAUAGAUAUAGUGGCUCAAUCUAUAAUUGGAACUUUCUUCAAGAAAAUUAAAGUCAAAAUUACAAUAACUGACAUAAACGAUCAUGAACCCAAGUUUCCAGAAAGUAGUAUGUCUUUAGAACUAUCAGAAGCGUUUGUUGUCGGGUCGUCUUCUCCAAUAGUUGGGGCUGUCGACAUGGACAGUGGGGAUAACUCUGUUCAGAAAUAUUCACUAAAACCAAAAGAUACUCCGUUUACACUAAAUUUUGUGAAAUACGUUGAUGGCAGUUCUUCUGUCAGUUUAGUUGUAAGCAAGAAAUUAGACCGAGAAACAGUCGAUGGGUACCAGUUGCAAAUAAUUGCCGAAGAUGGCGGCAAUCCUAUAUUUACAGGCACUCUCGAUUUAACCGUCAUUAUAACGGACAUUAAUGAUAAUCCACCGUCAUUUAACCAAUCGACGUAUAGCAUAAGUGUCAGAGAAGAUACAGCAGUUAGUAGUACGGUUUUCAAUGUCAAGGCCACUGACCCUGACCUUAACGAGAACGGCAUGGUUACGUACAAGCUUAGUCCUCAUCAAUCAGACAACAUCAAACAGAUAUUUGCCGUCAAUAGAUCUACUGGUAGUAUAUUUACACUAAAGCCUUUAGUAUACACUCCAGGAGAACCAUACAAAAUCAUUGUAGAAGCAAAUGAUGGCGCCACCAUUCCUCUGAUGUCACAGGCUACAAUCUUUGUUACAGUUCUUGAUUCUGGUAACGACGCUCCUGUUAUUAAUGUCAACCUACUUUCCAACACAGACAUGGCCAAAAUAUCAGAAAACGCAAGCGUCGGCGCCGCUGUUGCGCAUAUUGCUGUUUCUGAUGAUGAUACUGACAAAAAUGGUGAUGUAACCUGUUCAAUUCAACAUGAUGUUUUCAGACUAGAAAAAAUAACUGGAGAGGAAAACGAAUACAAAGUUGUAGUUUCGAAAACGUUAGAUCGUGAAAAAACUGAAAUCUACAAAGUGAUAAUAGUAUGUGAAGAUGCCGGGUCACCACCUAAAAAUAGUACAGCUGAAUUUAAUGUCAAGGUUCUGGAUGAAAAUGACCAUCGUCCAACCUUCCAAAAGUACAAGUACGAAGUCGUAAUUUCAGAAAAUGAUUUCGUUGGUGCCUCUAUAGUCCAAGUGUCGGCCCUUGACCUCGAUUUAGGGAAAAAUGCUGAGAUUGUUUACUUUAUUGAACCAUCAGCUCAUGAUUUUAGAAUUGAUGCAGAAACUGGAAAUAUUCGUGCAAAUUUUAUUUUAGAUCGUGAGAAGGUCCCAUAUAUGGAAUUUCGUGUUCUUUCAAAAGAUAAGGGUUCGCCUUCAUUGACUGGAACUGCUGUAGUAACCGUUAACCUAACAGACGUUAAUGACAACCCGCCAAAAUUUAACAAGUCUGUUUAUGUUAUGCACGCCAAAGAAAAUGAAGAACCAGGAUUGUAUGUAGGGGAGGUAAUUGCUCACGACUUUGAUAGUGGCAAAAAUGCAGUAGUUAAUUUCGUAGCCGAACCUGAAAUUGAAGCAGUUAAAGUUUUAACAGAUGGAUCAAUUUUUACAAGCCUUACACUGGACAGAGAGUCACGACCCCAUGGAUAUAGCUUCAAUGUCAUUGCAUAUGAUGGAGGCAAUCCGUCAUUGAAUUCCACAGCUCACGUGACAGUGUUUGUAGUUGAUGAAAACGACAACGAUCCGGUUAUUAAAUUCCCGACUGCGGAAAAUGGAACAGUUCAAAUGGUUUACGAAAAAUCGACAAAUUCUGUGAUCACAUACGUAGAAGCAACUGACAAUGAUACGGACAAUAACGCCGUUUUGACAUUCUCUAUACUGCAACAUGAGGUACAGAACACUUUUAAAAUUAAUUCAAAAACAGGAGAGAUAACUCUUGCAAGGGCACUAACUGCAAACGACAUGAAAUCAUUUAUUUUUACAGUCCAAGUGGAAGACGGUGGUACUCCGAAAAGAAGAGAUAAACAAAACUUAACAAUUAUUAUUUCAUCGAACAAACCAUUGGUCUUACCACGUAAAGAGGCAGAAAAAGAUAAUGCCUUGAUUGUUGUUGUCAUUGUGUGUGUAACUGUUAUUCUAUCUGGUGCUAUUAUUAUGGGAAUAUUCCUAAUUCGAAGAAUGGACAAAAAGAAGAAAAAUAAGAAAAGAAACACAGCAACUCCAAAAAAUGACAAAUUAUACGAUUCUAUUCAUAAAAAUGGUACUAUUCAUCGAGAUGACGUUGACAACGAAAAGAAAGUCAGUUUUUCAACACAUGCUACGUCCAAUGGUAUUAAAGAUAAAUCACACAUGCAGCUAUCCAAUGGUCAUCGUCAGGAAGAAGUCACCCAGACUGUUGACCGAAUGAUGGCGCCAUCUCCUUCAUCUUCAAAGUAUGGUCGGUCUGCUUAUUCUGGAAAGAGCAAAAGCCAAUCAAGUCAGUCGUUACAGAAUAUGCAAAUGAAUAGACUGCAACUUCAUCAAAGUAACCUUCAGACUUUGUCGAUUCCACAGAAUAUGGGGAGAAAGCAUGAAGAUAACCAUAGUGAAACAUCAGGAGAAACAAACGAUAGUGGAAGAGGAGGGAGUGAAAGCGACAUACAUAGUAGUGCAUUUAACCAUAGUGCCGAGUUAGAUUAUAUGAAAAACAGAUAUUCACCAGUGAAUUCACCAGGUCGGCCUUUAUUAACAAAAGAAAAUAUGAACAAACUUAUGCAUCCAAAAGAACGAUAUAGAUCUCAAAAUCAACAAUGUUUAGUUCAAAAUAAUUGCCAUAGACAGUAUACACACGGUGGCAGUAGUGGGCCGCCAUACAAAAACAAUGUGCAUUGGAAUCCUAUAAGUAACGUUUUGAACGGAAGUAUGGCAACCAUUGAUGACUAUGAUGAUGACACAACUACUUCCGGAAGUUACGUAGUGGAUGAUCAGGAGCUAGAUUUAGAUUUUAAUCCACCACAAGAUUGUGUUGUAUAACAAAUGUGUCUACUUGUAAGGUAGAUAUAAGUAUCCAGUGCCAAAUUGUCUCAAGUUAUAUCUCAGGAAAUCCUCAUAGAAGAUAUCGUGCCAUAUUAUCAUCAUGCCAUGCAGACAGGAACUACAUGACGGAAAUCCGAAUGACAUUAUUCCGAACAGAAGUUGUGCCAUAGUAUACAUUUGUAUUGCUCCUUUCAGAAAUCUACAUUUUAUGCAUGGAACUGUUGUCAGAAGCUGCAUCUGAUGUAGUUGAAUAUUCAUAGUAAAGAAAACUAUGUAAAACAUGUCAAUUAUAAAGAGUAGAGUUAUAUUGGAAAAUACGACAAGGACUUAACACCCGCUUGCAUUGACAUAAUUAUAAACCUAUGUUUCUGGUGAAACAUACAAUAAACUGAACCAAGUGCAAUUAAAUAUUUAUUUUUCAAUUUUAUAAUUCCAUAAAAUUUGUCAUCUGAAGUCUUUCAUCUUUAUUGGGUAGAACUAUUGGGACUCACAUUAGUUUGAAUAUUUGUUAAAAAAAACCAUAAAAGUGCAUCAAAUGUGAUAAAAUAUUCAUCCUUUCCCUUACUUAUCAUAUUAUCUAUUUGAUCCUGAAAAUCCUACAAUGAUAGAAUUACAAGCAAAUUUUACAGAUGUAAUACCUAACUUAUUAUUCAUGAUUCAUGUGAAAAUUGUAAAUUUUUAUUUGUUUGUCCUAAUGUAAUAAGUUUUUGAUAACAAUUAGAGAACAUUUAAAACAUAUUCAUGCUUUUUAAAGUAUUAUCAAAUCAUUCUCAGUUUAACAGAGCAUGUAUUAAAUCUUAACAUUUUUUGUUAGUUUAUGGUUCAUAAAGUUUUGAUAUUUUGUACAAGUAAACUGCAUUGUCAUGCACCUUUAUAAUUGUAAAAUAAUCUUUUAAUGGAUUGUUACUUAGACAACAAUAUUUGUUUAGACUAAAAUAACCAAGUUUAUGUGAUACUAAUAUUACUAAGGUUGUAUACAAGGUUACCGAGAACUUCUGUUUUUCGCGUAAAAUUACUUCUCUGCUCUUUCUAUUAUUUACUUACUUAUACUUUUUAAAAUUGCAACAUCAAUCAAACUAUACAUUGAUUAAAGAGAAAAAGGCAGACGGUGUUAUUCUGUUCUUUUAAGGCAUACUAAACGAAAGGGAGCCUUUCUUAUGUAUAAAAGAAGACAGCAACCCAAAGGCACAAAAUAAUCAAGACAAAUCUGCCUAAUGUAUAAAUGAAGUAUUUGUCUUGUCUUGUAUGGUCUCAAGACGAAAGCUACUUGUGCAAACACUUUAGAUGUACAUGUACAUGCAUUGCACCUUUACAUUUGAUAAUGUCUGGAAAGUCUAUACUAAAAGGGGUCAUACUAAGAACAAUUAUAUAAUAACUGAAGAUCAUUCACCGAAAAACUAAAUAAUUGUGGCUAAAAAAGUAUACUUGUUUAUAACUUAUUGGCAGAGGGACCUGUUUAAUCAUAAAUACAUACACAACACUUAAAAUACAAAUUAAUCUUUUUCACAAGCCAAAGACUUGUGUUAACAAAAAAUCUACAUUUCUUCAUGGUGCGAAAAUGUAUUAAUUGAAAAGAAAUGUUUUUUCUCCCAUAUGGUCGAAGUUACCUUUGAUGUUUGUAGUUUCUAUUAUUAAUGGUUGCCAUGGCCAAUUGGUUUCCAAUAAGGUUACAGUCAUUCCUUUCUGAAUUAUUGACAACAUUGUGAUUAGAAUUAUCCUAAAUGCCUUUUUUUAAUUAUAGUUGUUGCUUCUGAUACAAUGCAUUAAGUAGUUAAACUUAACUACAUGGCGCCUAACCCACAUUUCUUUGUUUUGAUGUUAUAAUUAUUAAAAAAAAAAAAAAAGAAGAAAAUAAUUAAAUUAAUGUUUAAUGAAGCUAGAUGAAAUAACAUUAAAAUAACUUGAUACAUGUAGUAGAUGACUUUGAGCAAAUGACUUAUUAAGCCUUUUAAUAUUUCAAACUCCCACUUCAAGUUUACAGAUUUUAAAAUUUCGCUGUUGUUAUUAACACGAAUAAUAAUUUGAAACAAAAUCAAAUUUAUUUUAAACAGGGGCUGGUACCAUUUUUAUCAUUUAAGUGCCAUUGUGUAGUUCUGAAUUAUAAAUAGGUUGCUUAAACUGUAAUAAAGACCUUUUAUCGAGACAAUACAUCAGGAUCACCUAUCGAGAAUAGAUGUUUGAAGUGACAUACUGUAAAACCUUGUGUACUCACUAACAUAUGUUUGUAAUGUCCAAGGUUUAAACCCACAAAAAAGAAGGGGAGGGGUAGUAACGCCUAUCAUCGUUAGUGGUGUUUGAACUCCAUACUUAAAUCAGUUAUUUACAGAGAUUUAAGAACCAUAAUGAGCAAUUCUGUGUUAAAAUGAACAAAUAAAUCAACGUUAACAAGGGUAUGUGUCAUGAAUCACAAUUAAUAACAUUUUGAUAAUUAUAUGCCAGUAGCUGAAAAUAUUUUCUCAAAUGAUUUUAAUUCGAAAAUAAAAUGUCAACCAUCAACCGUGCAAAAUUAAAAUAUAUUAUCCGCUAAAAGUGUGAGAUUUUUUUCUAUAUGUAGACGUUAACAUGCAUAUUUGAAUAAUUGAAAGCUAAAAAUGAAGAUGUUUUUAUUAUAUUUUGAAUAGAAGAUGUAAUAUGUAUGCACACAGAAUAACUUUUAAAGACUCCAGUUUGACAUAUAACAUACAUGAAUGUGUUUCUAUGAUUUCCAGUAUUAAUUUCUGGUCUACAUUAUAAUUUAUUUGAAAGUAUUAAAUAUUUAAGAAGAUUUUAGUAAGGUUAUAUCCAAUUUGUGUAAGACAUGUUAUUCUAUCGCAGGGUUGGCUAUCAAAUACUGUAUUUCUAAUGUCAUUCUUUGAAAUUAUUAUCAAUAAAUUAUCAAACAGACUAUAUUAUACAAACAAACACUCAUACAUUUUAAUGUCAAUCAAAACCUAUUAAAAUGUGAAAAGCGAAGACACUGUUUUAUUAUUUUUAUAUCAUUUCAUACAAGCUCAAAAAAUUACUUACUUACUUAUAAGCUCAAAGCAGAAAUCUGGACACUUUAAAGUGAGUCGGAUUCAGUAUCAAUCAGGGGGUGGACAUUUCACAAUUUCUUAUGAAGAAGAAGAUGCUAUUAAUAAGGGGAUAUAGUUUAUUAUCUUGUUUGAUUGAUUUUCAAUGUUCACCUGUUUUGCUUACUUUGAUUCAUUCUGUACAAAGUUGCAUAUUAUUAAUUUAUUACAAAACAUAUCGAUAUCAGUUUGAGCUCUUUACGUACAAUUGAAAACUCUGAUCAUUUUGUUCCGUUUCAUACAUAUUAGCAAUUGUUUCGUAUAACACUUUCCUAAUACAAGGGACCAAGUCAUGUUUUUCAUAUCGUAAACUAAUACAUUAUAUCUGUUUCAAUAUCAUUUUACUAGAAAAUAUUUCUAGAUACAUACCAGAAAAAAGCAUUUGUAGAAAUAUUGUUAGAAUCAUAGAAUAGCUCGCUAAGAAAUUCUACAAAACUAUGUUUGAGAAUAUCGAUUUAAAAACCGUCCAGGUCUGCUUUAGUAAAACAUAUCAUUGUAUACAUGUAUCAUUAAAACAACAGGAUACAUAUUAUAUCACAAAGCUUCAAUUUAUGCAUCAACAAUUAAAAUGUCUGGAUGAUAUGAAUGUAAUUCGAGCAAAAGAGAGCAUGAAUUGUUAUUUAUAUUAAAAGAUGAUUAUGUAAAUUAAUAUUAAUUUGAUUUUUACCAAAAUAAAUUGUUUUAUUUUUU